UGCACACUGGCAAACGAAAAAGUUUUAUAAAAUUUAAUUUAAGACAAAUAUUCUAAAAAAAUGGAGGAGACGAGUCCAGUGAAAGCCAAGCGAAAGGACAAAGUCGAAGACAAAUGCGCUGAUGGCGAAACUCCACUUGAUGCACACAGCGAAGGUCCGCAUAAGAAACUGGCGCGAAUAAGCGAGGCAGACAAUGCGAACGUGGAGUUAAGUUUGAAUACCGCUUAUCAGCAAAAGGAACUGACACAAUGGCUGCAGUCAGCAUGGUUAAGUCAAGCUAAAUCUGCCAAAGAGGAUGCAACCGGCGCACAAAUAUAUGCGGAACCAUUUCAAAUCUGCUUGCUGCCUGAGCUGCUAAGUAAGGGGCGCAACCAGACGCUGGUGGAUGAAAUGAUAAACAAAGUGCAUUGGUCACGCAAGCAAAUGGAUCUGUAUGAGUUCUACCAGAGCACGGAUCUAUCCAACAUGGCUGAGUGCAAGCUACUUACAAACUUCCUGCAGCUAUUGCGGAAGCAAGUGCGUCCAUGGCUGGAGGAGGUGACAAAUUUAAAGCUGGACUAUGUGUCGGCUUCAUGCAGCAUGUACACCUGUGGCGACUAUCUGCUCGUACACGACGACUUGCUCAAGGAUCGCCAAAUAGCCUUCAUCUACUACUUGUCGCCCUGGGACAAUGUUGCUGAAUGGAAUGAGCAACAGGGUGGUUGCCUGGAGAUAUUUUCCAGUGAUGAGCAAUGUUUUCCACAAUUUCCCGUGCACCGGAAGAUAGCACCUAAAAACAAUCAGUUUGCAUUUUUCAAAGUUGGCUCGCGCUCCUUUCACCAGGUGGGCGAGGUGACAACCUUUGACUAUCCACGACUGACCAUAAAUGGCUGGUUCCAUGGCGCAACCAACGAGAGCUCUGCUGCGGACUCCUCGCGCGCCUUUCCACGUCCGAGCUAUCUGCAGCCGGACGUUAACAAUAAGCCCGUGCUUGGCCUGUUACUCAACGAUGUUUACUUGAAAGCGGCCACGCGGCGCAGCAUACAAAAACGCAUCGAGGAGAACUCGGAAAUAUGUUUAUACGAAUUUUUCAAACGUGAGAAAUUUGAACUGGCGCGCGCACAACUUUUAAAUGAUGAAACGCUGGCGUGGCGACGCCAAGGUCCUGCUAAUGCGCACAACUAUGAAGUAUUGGACCUGAACACUGCACGCGGAACAAUCGAGGAGCUGCUGCAGCUGUUUCGCAGCAAUGCUAUGUUCCAUCUUCUGCGCGACUUUACCGAUCUAGAUUUGUAUGGAGUGGAUGCCAUCACACCCAUGUGCAGCGUCGAGCUGCAGCGUUGGUCCCACGGCAAUUAUACAGUGCUCGGCGAUGGUUUGGUCAGCGACGAGAACACACUUGAUCUAGUAUAUUAUCUGAACGCAUCCGAAGGCGCUGCCGUGAUCACAUAUCUAUCGCCAGAUGCAGCACAAGCACAGCCUGCUAUGCUAGAAAAUGGUAUAAGCACUGACAGCGAUGCUGCGGACGAUACGGUGGAUGAGUUGGAGGAUGAAAUCAGCGACGAUUCGGUGCUGUUAACUAUAACGCCUGUGGACAAUGCGCUAAAUAUUGUUUAUCGCUGCGAGGGUACAACGAAGUUUACAAAAUACGUGUCACGCAACACGCCGUUGGACAAAGGACCUGUCUUUGUCAUAUCCUGCAGCUAUAGAGAAUAAUGCUGCGAGUCAAUAUUCCAAGCCAAUAUUACUUGUUAGGCUGGCCCAACGCACACACACAAACACACGCUUAAUGUGUAGCUAUCAUUAUACACAUGCAAUUAUACAUUUGUAACGGUUGAUUGUAAACAUAAACGCAAACAAGCAAAUUUAAAUAAAAAAUAUGUACAACGUU
Molecule: messenger RNA, 1870 nt
Organism: Drosophila busckii
Lineage: Eukaryota; Metazoa; Arthropoda; Insecta; Diptera; Drosophilidae
Product: prolyl 3-hydroxylase sudestada1
Exons: 2
Coding region: 61-1695 (544 amino acids)
Biological process (GO): regulation of translational termination; peptidyl-proline hydroxylation; attachment of GPI anchor to protein
Cellular component (GO): GPI-anchor transamidase complex; cytoplasm
Molecular function (GO): L-ascorbic acid binding; iron ion binding; peptidyl-proline dioxygenase activity
Source: RefSeq, a predicted model, not a curated record